AAAGCUUGAAAGCACAUCACCAAGGACACAUCACUAACAACUGGCAGCUGAUGACAAGACACAAGACAACAAAGUGUUUGACAUUUCAAAUUUAUCUAUUUACGUUUUUCGCGCACUCAUUUGAAUUUUGAAUUUCUUAAGGAAAAUUGUAAGGAUAAUAUAUUUACCGUAUUUAACAUUUAAUUUAUUGUAUUACUAAAUCAUACAUUAAAUUAUCCUGUUUACGUGAAGUGGUGUAAGCUUAAAAAAAGGAAAAUUUGCUCAUUUUUCUUAUAAAAAUACAUUUGCAAAUCGCAAUUCGUCGUGUAUUCAAUGGAGUGUAUAAAAGAUAUUCGUCGUACUAUAAGUAACUGGUGCAAGGAGGAAUGGCCCUACCCGGUUAUAAAUGACGAGAUCAAGGAGCUGCUGCAACAGUGCACAAGUGUGACAAUUGGUGAUGAUGACAAGAUAAAUACACCUGAUGGAAUUAUCAAAAAGAGCCAAGCGUUUCCUGUACCAUUUCCUAUUGAAACUGUCAGGAUGCAUGAAUUAAAGAAUCAAAUACCGCUAAACACAUUAAGAAAAAACAUCUCAUCAACCUACCCUUUGAUUCAUGAACGAGUCCUGAUACUGAUGGCAAAAUUUCUUUCAUAUAAAAGACAUUACGGCACAAGUGUUGAGAAGCAACUAUACGAGAAUAUGUCGGUCUGCGAAUUGAUUGAUCGGAUAUUAAAGAAACGCGCUGCAAGCUUCGUGGGGCCUUACGACAAAUACAAACUGCUGACUGGUGAAGAAGGGGCAUCAGGCUGGGAAGAAAUAGGUACAACCCAUGAGAAGCCACCACUUACUCUGGAGCACUGUCUGAGUUACGACGAGAUGAAGCUGUCAGCGCUGGUGUACCUGAGCGGGUACACGCACUGCAUCAACAACGGCGCGAGAAGCAACGGUGGAGUCGUGCAGGAGGAUGAUGUUGAAGACCAGGCUGUUAUCAUUGGUGUCAUCGGGCCCCGUUUCCACCGGCGCGGUAAGAUGGAGUACGAGGAUAUCCUGGUGACGGAAGAGCAGAACAUCCCCAAGAACGGGUACGGGAUCAAAGGCUGGCGCCUCGUCGACGUGUUCCGCUCCAAGGACGCCAGAGAACGGAAUCUGAUGUGGAGGAGAAUGUGGGCAGAGUUUUAUGAUAUUGAAAACAGCACCUUCGAAGACAUAUCGCGACAAACCAAAGGCGAGCAAGAUGAGCAAAAAUCAUACGAACAGAGAUUCUACACCAUACAGAAUCUCAAGUACACGUAUCCUAUAUUUGACAACCAGGCGUAUUAUAGGAGGAUCACCAUCAUAGCAGAGUCGACGUUGUUAGAAGCUGACCAUAGAGCUAGAGAAGCAGGAAAAAUGGCCUUUGUUAAUGUUAUAGGGUGUGGUCUCGGCGCGUGGUUGAUAUCGCCCCAUCAGGCGGACGUCUACGUGUUGUCGUUCUUGGAGCGCGUGUCCGCCAUGCUGAGUGCGCGCGCGUUGGACCACGUGGCUGACGUCAACUUCGCCUACAUCAAAACUGGCCAGGAUGUACAGGACAUAUUUUCGAGCAAGGAGGCUGCGAAUGACAAAUCUCCGAGCAGAAGUUGGUUUUUCAUAGAAAACAAAGAACAUCCAAACGGUGGCAUAAACGUGCAGAUGCAGAACAGGGAGCCGUCGUCGCGGCUGGGCGGCGCGCAGGCGGGGAAACUGCUCGUCAUGACCUACCCCUGGGACAGCAACGCGCACCCCGGCAACGAGUGGUGGUUUGGUAGUUUAAUGACGUCAGGGGACCCCGCGGCGGCGUGUUCCACACAAGUGGCAGAGCUACACAACGCACACAUAAACCCCGCCGUCAGCGGACACAACGUGCGCGUUAUUGGUCGACACGGACUCAAAACACUGUCCGAGUACUGUCUCGCUCACACAUAGGAUGAAAAGAGAUUAAUGUAUUCCAUUUUUGAAGUAAAACUUCUUUAGGCACGCUUAACUUGGCGAAAUUCAAAAUUCAAAACUGAUUUAUUUUAAGUAGGCUUGGUUUACAAGCACUUUUGAAACGUUGUGCGACUAGCUAGUGCAUGCGUUACGAAAAGUAACGAAGCGGUUUUUGUCAUUUUAACUACCAGUAGAUGGCGUUCUUAAAGAACUUUGAAACAAUUUCUAUUUUGUUCACUCUAUGAACCUGUUGCGAUGCAGUUAUGCGUGAGACUCAUAGAUGGCGCUUUGUUUUUAUUUUUGUAAGAAGUUUUACUAUGUGUGGUCUAUAGCACUGUCGAUUUUUUUAAUCGGACAAGUGCAUUUAAAGUAUUUUAAUUAUGUCUUAAGUAGUUUUUUAAAAUAAUAUGUAUAAGAAAAAUAUUUUUUAUAUAAACCCACUAAUUUAUAUAAACUCAGCGGACAGAACGCGCGGAUUAUUGGUCGACACGGACUCAAAAAACUCUCGUAUUACUGUCUCGCUCACACUUCAUAGGAUAAAUAGAGAUCAAUGUAUUCCAUUUUUCAGUUAAGACUGUGUAUUUUAAGUAAAAUAAUUAUGUGAGUAAAAUGUUAUGUCUCAAGUUGUGUAACUACUUAUAGUUACACAACUUGAGAAAUAAAUAAGAAAAAUAUUUUAUAUAAACUUUUUUAUAUUUUAAAUGGGAAAAUAUAUAUUUUUUAAUAAAUGAA
Messenger RNA from Bicyclus anynana (squinting bush brown), 2655 nucleotides. RefSeq lists its product as uncharacterized. Bases 313 to 1920 code for a protein of 535 amino acids. The record is from RefSeq and is a predicted model, not a curated record. The transcript has 11 exons. NCBI's taxonomy places the organism in Eukaryota, Metazoa, Arthropoda, Insecta, Lepidoptera, Nymphalidae.